ACAGGCAGGCGCGGGUGAGGCCAAACAGCCCGGGUUCACCGAUCGCCCAGCGCGCACCUUGCCGGGAGUUCACCCAGCGAGACGCCGGCCUCCGUCCUCAGGCCCGGGGAAAACUCCAGCCUCACCAGAAGCUGAGCCCGGAAGCCGCGCGCCGCCACACGCCAUGAGCGGCCCCCUGCGCCCGGGCCCAAGCAGUUGGCGGCGGGCGGCCACCGUGGUGCUGGCUGCGGGCUGGACGCUCCCGGUGGCCGCCGCCCCGCCGCGGCCCCCGCCGCCCGCCGAGGGCUUCCGGCUGCUGCUGCUGCUGCGCUCCGCGCGCCAAGGCUUCUUGCCCGGGGCGCACGUCUUCCCGGGUGGGGUGCUGGACGCGGCAGACCGCUCGGCCGACUGGCUGAGCCUCUUCGCGCCGCACCACCGGCCGCCCCGCUUCGGCCUGGGCCCGGCGCCGCCCAGACGCGCCACCUUCCCGGUGCUGCCUGAUGCCAGGCCCGGAGCCGCCGACGGGGACGAGGCGGCGCUGCCGGAUGACGUUGCCUUCCGCAUCUGCGCCAUCCGCGAGGCCUUCGAGGAGGCUGGCGUGCUGCUGCUGCGGCCCAGGGGCCCCGGGCCCGUCGCGUCCGAGCCGGGCCGCGCCCUCGCGCCGCCGCCGGCCCUGGCCGACUGGCGCGCCCGCGUCCGCCGAGACCCGCAGCAUUUCCUGCGCCUGUGCGCUCACCUAGACUGCACUCCCGACAUCUGGGCGCUGCACGACUGGAGCGCCUGGCUCACGCCUUUCACGCAGCGCCGUGGCCGCCGCUUCGAGACCACCUUCUUUCUGUGCUGCCUGUGCGAGCCGCCGCCGGUCCUCCCCGACUUGGUGGAGGUGGUGGACUGCCAGUGGUCAUCUCCGUCAGAGGCAACUGAAAGCUUCAUAUCAAAGGAAAUUUGGCUUGCACCUCCACAGUUCUACGAAAUAAGAAGACUAGAACAUUUUGCCUCUCUCUCUGACUUGCACAAAUUUUGUUUGGAUCGUGAAUUAGAAGGGGUGGAAAGAUGGCUGCCAAUCACAUUAUUAACUGCUGAUGGAACAAUCCAGCUUUUACCAGGAGAUGAGAUGUACUUAGAAGAUUCAAACUAUUUAGAAAAUCUUAUGUCCACUGAAAAAAAGAAUGAAGAAAUCAUGAAAGAAGGCAAGAAAUUUCACCGAAUAGUGAUGUACAAUCGCCAUGAUUAUAACAUCCACGUGACAGUUCAGUCUAAGUAUAAACAUGUUUACCCUAAGAACUAUGUAGUGAGUAAGAGCCGUCUGUAGAGAAUGGCUUCUUUGUAAGCUGGCCUCCUUGAAGUUGUCCUGAUGAAAAAUGAGGGUUGACUAGACGUGCCUGGAACUUAAGCAACUUUGUGCCUGUAAGUUCUAGUACAGUCUUUCAUAUUUCAAGUGUAUUACGGAGCUCUCUUAUUUUAUUCUUUAAACCUUACAGUAUCACACAAGUAUAAAGUAUUAAUGAUCUUGUUACCAAAACGAGAAAAAAAUUUUCACGAGGGUUUCCGCUUCUGUAUUGUUUUGUUAUCAGAAGUUUAAAUAAGAUGUUCUACUGUAUUGUCUUUUAACUGUAUUAGCACUCUGCCUGAUGUGCUGGGAGAUUGGUCCAUAAAUUCCUUAGACUUUCUGCUGGAAUUAAUUUAAGGAUGUAUGAUUAGAUACAUGGUGAACAGUAGACUGAGGUGACCUUCAAGUGACUGUGUCAUUAUUUUCUUAUGACUUUAGCUUGAUGAUUAAGAGAGAAUUCUGUUUAAAACUAAAUGGCCUGAGUUAUUAGGUUUACCAGAUUGGAAAUUAGUUUAGUGACUGUUGUAAAGAAAUAUGAAGCCAUAACAAAAGCCAUAAUUAUGUUUACCUUGGAGGGCUAGUUAACAGAAUCCAGAGAGCUUAGAGGGAUGUAGAACUAUUCAUCAUUUAAUGGUACUUACUAAUGGUGUUUGUUUUCAGUGUUUUUAAUAUGGGUAAUUUGUUCACCUCCUCUUAAGAGAAUAAUGUUUAUUGAUUAAAGAUGGGAAAUGGUUUAGACGCCA
Messenger RNA from Globicephala melas (long-finned pilot whale), 2052 nucleotides. RefSeq names its product nudix hydrolase 19 (gene NUDT19). The record is from RefSeq and is a predicted model, not a curated record. Lineage: Eukaryota; Metazoa; Chordata; Mammalia; Artiodactyla; Delphinidae. Gene Ontology annotation, molecular function: hydrolase activity, acting on acid anhydrides, in phosphorus-containing anhydrides. Gene Ontology annotation, cellular component: mitochondrion.